AUGACGUUAAACGAUGACCAGAUCAAGAAAUCCAAGAAAUUUGCAGUAGGAGACCUUCCUCCCUCUCCCACCACCAGCACAGGCACCAUCAAUACCACCACAACCACUACUAACAAGAGACCCACUCGACAUCAUGUCAAAAGACGCUCCAGCGGUCGAGUCCAUGUCUCGAAGCUAGCUCCCAUGGCAAGAGCCCAUAGCAACAACAACGAUGAUAAUGAAGAAAGAAAGCCUAUGAAGAGAUCACAAUCGAAUAAAUCACUCACCCGUCUAUCAUCUCUGGAGAGAAAGGGCGGAAUGACAAGUUUUACACCUGCUGUUAGCAACAAUACAACUAAGAAUCAAGAGUAUGAUCAACCACCACCAGAAACAGAGCAAGUGGUUGAAGGACAAGAGGAGAAAGUGAUAUCACCCCAUUCUCCUCCUACGACACCACCAUCAACUACAACGACUCCUAUAGACAAAAAACCUACAUUUCACGUUUCACAUACUAUACCAGCAGCACCUAUCGAACAACCUCUUCAUGUCACAGCAGACAAUCUAGUGGUACCUGAUAAGAAAGCGACAGUUCCUAGUAAUAGCACGUUAAAGAAACCGCUGCUGAAGUCUCAAUUUGUGGAGCAUUCCAACAGCAAUGGCAAGAAAGUGUCCAACGUUGCUUCAGCGGCUAUUGCUCAGCAGCCAUCGGGCAUCACUCGCACACAACAGAAAUUACUAUUGCAACGUGAACAAAGCUUAAUCCACGAUGAAAACAACAUUGCCCACCCUAAAAACAUGAUUCGACUCACCAGAGAAAUGGAGAAGAUGGGUAAAGAAUACCGCUGUGUGCGUAAAUACCAAGAUCCAAUGAUGGAGAGCCUGAUACGAUGCCAACAAAUGCUGGAUAAAAAGAAGCAGCCUCCCAAGAAGCCAGUGUUGCAGCAACGCACCUUCUCUACUGCUGUCAUCCCUACCAUCCACAACAACGCCGCUGCCCUCACCACACACGAUAUACCUCACAUGGAGCAACGUAGACAAAUCCUACUGAAAGCUGCUUUGCACCAACAGCAACAGCAGCAGCAACAGCAACAAAAGCAGGAAGACUAUCAUAAUAGAUGGAGUGCCGGCAAUUUCUUAGAGCGUUUAUUUUACGGCACUUCUUAA
Messenger RNA from Mucor velutinosus, 1143 nucleotides. RefSeq lists its product as uncharacterized. The transcript has a single exon. The record is from RefSeq and is a predicted model, not a curated record. Gene Ontology annotation, cellular component: TORC1 complex; fungal-type vacuole membrane. Gene Ontology annotation, biological process: TOR signaling. NCBI's taxonomy places the organism in Eukaryota, Fungi, Mucoromycota, Mucoromycetes, Mucorales, Mucoraceae. The coding region runs from base 1 to 1143 and encodes 380 amino acids.